CCUGCCCGCCCGGGGCCAUGUCCACGGGCUCCGGGAGCGAGGCGGAGGAGCUGCCCGAGAUGGACUUGCGGGCGCUGCAACUGGACUACCCGCAGCCGCAGGCCAAGCGGCAGCCCCGCGGUGAGCUCUAUCCCUCGGGGGACAACUCCUCGGCGGCGGAGGAGGAGGAGGAGGAGGAAGAAGAGGAGGAGGAGGACGGCGAGGGCAGCUGUGCGGCGGGGCCGGCAGGCAGCGGCUGCAAGAGGAAGCGGGCGCGGGGCGGCGGCCCCGGGGGCAAGAAGGCGGCGUCGGGGCCGCGGGGGCCUCCACCCGAGGGGAAGCAGUCCCAGCGCAACGCGGCCAACGCGCGGGAGCGGGCGCGGAUGCGGGUGCUGAGCAAGGCGUUCUCCCGGCUGAAGACGAGCCUUCCCUGGGUGCCGCCCGACACCAAGCUCUCCAAGCUGGACACACUGCGCCUGGCGUCCAGCUACAUCGCCCACCUCCGGCAGCUCCUGCAGGAAGACCGCUACGAGAACGGCUACGUCCAUCCAGUCAACCUGACUUGGCCAUUUGUGGUUUCAGGAAGACCUGACUCUGAUACCAAAGAAGUUUCUACAGCCAGCAGAUUAUGUGGAACUACGGCAUAGUCAGAAUAAAUUGAGGAUUUUUAAUUGUUGUUGAUCUUUUUUAUGGGAUGGAUAUUUUUAAGAGCUGUGGUUUAUCGGCUCAGGACUAGACGAUGGGGACGAACCCCCAUCUCUAACAGUGUUAAAUCUGUGUCCCUUGUCAUUCCCAUGUGUCCCUUAGAGUUCUGAGGGAUGUUUAUUUAAAGCAGUAAAGAAGGGAGGGAGUUGGAAUUAGACUUUUUAUGGACUGACUGCAGCAGCUGAAGUCUGAGACUUGGCUUCAUCAUUCCUACAACUGCCUGGGGACCUGCUGUUCUGAGGCUUUUAAACUAAUGAAAGAGGAAUAUAAUGAUAUAGAAUUAACAGCAUGGACCAAAAUACAACUCUACAAACUAACCCCAAACAGUGUUAUUUGUAUUGUAAAUCAAAACAGUAUUUUAAAGUAGCUUUGAAACUCAGAUAGAUUUAUAAUAUAUUUUGAUGGCCUUUGUAUUCACGGAUCUGGCUUACUGCAACUAUGCAAUAAGUACAGUCAUACUUCUUUUUUUUGGUCCCUUUAACCAGAAUUUUCUUAAAAGUGUGUAAAAGGCCACAUUCUGCAUUUAGGCUACCAUACAUUGGAAUUAAACUAAUUCCUUUGGUUAUGUCUUGAAGCGCCACAUGUAAGAAUGUGGGACUGUCACUAGAAUUGUGGCAGAGUUUCUGUACCUUAAUCUGGAAGGGAAUUUUGCUUACUGUAUGGCAAGGGUGCAUGUGUUGAAAAGAAUGAGUUUGUAUGAUGCUGCAAAAUAACAAGAAUUCACAAUAUUUUAAAUAUUUUUCCUGUAAUGUUAUGCUUAUCUUUGAAAAGUUUGCUCUCAAAUGAGUUAAAGUGUCACUUAUUAAUGGAUUCAAAUGUUGUAAUAAAAGAGGAUGCCAUCAAAUAAGUUGCAAAUGUAAAUAACUCUAUUUUUUUAUAAAUUACAUUAAAAGCUUGGUUACAAUGAAU
Neopelma chrysocephalum (saffron-crested tyrant-manakin) is the source of this 1593-nucleotide messenger RNA. RefSeq names its product musculin (gene MSC). Gene Ontology annotation, biological process: regulation of transcription by RNA polymerase II; skeletal muscle tissue development. The transcript is spliced from 2 exons. The record is from RefSeq and is a predicted model, not a curated record. NCBI's taxonomy places the organism in Eukaryota, Metazoa, Chordata, Aves, Passeriformes, Pipridae. Bases 18 to 626 code for a protein of 202 amino acids. Gene Ontology annotation, molecular function: RNA polymerase II transcription regulatory region sequence-specific DNA binding; protein dimerization activity; DNA-binding transcription factor activity, RNA polymerase II-specific.